This is a messenger RNA of Chrysochloris asiatica (Cape golden mole), 2312 nucleotides long. It is a transcript of the gene SMOX, whose product is annotated as spermine oxidase. The transcript is spliced from 8 exons. NCBI's taxonomy places the organism in Eukaryota, Metazoa, Chordata, Mammalia, Afrosoricida, Chrysochloridae. The record is from RefSeq and is a predicted model, not a curated record. Gene Ontology annotation, molecular function: polyamine oxidase activity. Bases 235 to 1992 code for a protein of 585 amino acids.
GCGGGGCCCGAGCGGAGCGGGCGGGGUGGGCUGUGGACGCGAGGCGGAGCGGGGCCCCACACAGGCCGCGGCGGCUGGCUUGGGCCCCUACGGUCCCGGCGGCGGCUGGAGGAGGAAGCCAGGCGGCUGGAGGAGGAGGGGAGGCGGAGGAGGCCGAGGCUGGAGCGCCGCUCGCCGCAGAAUCACUUCCCGGGCUCAGCAGGGAAAGGUUCCUAGGAGGCGAGUGCGGACGGUAUGCAAAGUUGUGAAUCCAGUGGCGACAGUGCGGAUGACCCUCUCAGUCGUGGCCUGCGGAGAAGGGGACAGCCUCGCGUGGUGGUGAUCGGCGCCGGCUUGGCUGGCCUGGCUGCGACCAAAGCGCUUCUGGAGCAGGGCUUCACGGAUGUCACUGUGCUCGAGGCUUCCAGCCGCAUUGGGGGCCGUGUGCAGAGCGUGAAACUUGGACACGCUACCUUUGAGCUGGGAGCCACCUGGAUCCAUGGCUCCCAUGGGAACCCUAUCUAUCAUCUAGCAGAAGCCAACGGCCUCCUGGAAGAGACAACUGAUGGGGAGCGCAGCGUGGGCCGCAUCAGCCUCUACUCCAAGAAUGGCGUGGCCUGCUACCUUACCAACCGCGGCCGCAGGAUCCCCAAGGACGUGGUUGAGGAAUUCAGCGAUUUAUACAACGAGGUCUAUAACUUGACCCAGGAGUUUUUCCGGCGUGGUAAACCAGUCAAUGCGGAGAGUCAGAACAGUGUGGGGGUGUUCACCCGGGAGGAGGUGCGCAACCGCAUCAGGGAUGAUCCUGACGACCCAGAGGCCACCAAGCGCCUGAAGCUCGCCAUGAUCCAGCAGUACCUGAAGGUGGAGAGCUGUGAGAGUAGCUCACACAGCAUGGACGAGGUGUCCCUGAGUGCCUUUGGGGAGUGGACCGAGAUCCCUGGUGCCCACCACAUCAUCCCCUCAGGCUUCAUGCGGGUUGUGGAGCUGCUGGCUGAGGGCAUCCCUGCCCACGUCAUCCAGCUGGGGAAACCUGUCCGUUGUAUUCACUGGGACCAGGCCUCGGCCCGCCCCCGGGGACCCGAGAUUGAGCCCCGGAGGGAGGGUGACCAUAAUCACGACCCUGGGGAUGGUGACCAACGGGGAGAGGAGCCCCGGGAGGACGGGCGGGAUGAGGAUGAGCAGUGGCCGGUGCUGGUGGAGUGUGAGGACUGCGAGGUGGUCCCGGCAGACCACGUGAUCGUGACCACGUCACUGGGCGUGCUCAAAAGGCAGUACACCAGCUUCUUCCGGCCCGGCCUGCCCGCUGAGAAGGUGGCUGCCAUCCACCGCCUGGGGAUCGGCACCACUGACAAGAUCUUUCUGGAAUUCGAGGAGCCCUUCUGGGGCCCUGAGUGCAACAGUCUACAGUUUGUGUGGGAGGAUGAGGCCGAGAGCCGCACCCUCACCUACCCGCCCGAGCUCUGGUACCGCAAGAUCUGUGGCUUUGAUGUCCUCUACCCACCUGAGCGCUACGGCCACGUGCUGAGCGGCUGGAUCUGUGGGGAGGAGGCGCUCGUCAUGGAAAGGUGCGACGACGAGGCAGUAGCUGAGAUCUGCACAGAGAUGCUGCGCCAGUUCACAGGGAACCCCAAUAUCCCGAAACCUCGGCGAAUACUGCGUUCGGCCUGGGGGAGUAACCCCCACUUCCGAGGCUCCUAUUCAUAUACGCAGGUGGGCUCAAGUGGGGCAGAUGUGGAAAAGCUGGCCAAGCCCCUGCCAUACACAGAGAGCUCCAAGGCAGCGCAUGGAAGCUCCUCAAAGCAGCAGCCCGGUCACCUUUUCUCUUCCAAGUGCCCAGAACAGUCCCGGGACCCUAAUAGGUGCUCCAUAAAGCCCAUGCAGGUGCUGUUUUCUGGGGAGGCCACCCACCGCAAGUACUACUCUACUACCCAUGGUGCUCUACUCUCUGGCCAGCGGGAGGCCGCCCGCCUCAUCGAGAUGUACCGAGACCUCUUCCAGCAGGGGACCUGAGGGCCUUCCUCACUGCCGAGCGUGUUCCUUCAAGAACCACUAACUCGUGACUGCCAGCCCAUUCCCCAUGCUGCCAUAUUCUCCUAACCUCCUAAUCCUCUGUAGGACAGAGUUUUCUCUUUUGUAGAGAUAGAUGCCCUGACUAGCUUCACACCUGGCCCUGUAGCUUUCCUACUGGUCCUGACCAGGGUGGGGCCUGAUAACUUACCUCUUCCUUUGACCCCUGACCUCCCUGUGUAGCCUUGCUCCCCUGCCUCAUUAUUGUAAGUGCCUUCAAUACUUUGCAUUUUGAGAUAAUAAAAAGAGGCUUGCCUUUCCUG